AUGUCAGAUUCAGAUCCGGAAGAUUACAUGUCUUCCAAGUAUCUUGUGGAAGCGCCUUCAACUUCUGAACACCAAACUUACACCGAACGUCGACGUAAAAAACUUCAAUCAAACUCAGGGUACAUCAAACCUCGUCACGUGUUAGACAAAGAAAGUCUCGAACAAGGUCUCUCGAAGAGAAUAGAUAACGAGGAAUCUCCCGGAAUGAAAAUCCUGAUGAAAAUGGGCUAUGAAAAAGGAAAGCCCCUUGGGAAAGAAGCAAAUGGUUCUGGACUCACGGAACCGUUGUCAGUUGAACUGAAACAAGGCGUCGGGAUGUCUACACAGAUUAAAAAAAGAGCGCAAAACGAACUUGCCAAAGCGGCCAAACGAGCGAAAAUCGAGGAGGAAACGUUUAUCGAACGCAUGAGUAGAGAACGUAUGAUCAAAAGACUUGAAGAACAAUUACAUAAGAUCCAGAAAAUGUGUGAAACUUUAGAUAAUAGAAAGGGGAUUCAGUACAAUGUGUUUUGGCCAAAUGUGGAGGACGAAGAACGAAUUGAGGAAACACCUGGAAAUUACAAUUCUACCUUGAACGAGGAAUCACUGUCAAAGGAAAAAAUCGAAGAGUUUAAAAAACUCCCGUCAAAAGAAAAGUUCUGCUUAGUGCAGACUUAUCUACGUGAUCAACACCACUAUUGUUUUUGGUGUGGAUGUGAAUAUGGUAGCGCCGAGGAGCUGUUAGAGGAAUGCCCAGGCAUUGAAGAAGAAGAUCAUGACUAA
Messenger RNA from Acaulospora colombiana, 762 nucleotides. The record is from the annotation of a GenBank genome assembly. NCBI's taxonomy places the organism in Eukaryota, Fungi, Glomeromycota, Glomeromycetes, Diversisporales, Acaulosporaceae.